AUAGAUGAUUGCAUCGGGGAGGAAGAGAAAAAUAACAACAAACACUGACAGUGAGAGGCUAAACUGGCUGGGCAGAUGAAAGGGAACCCCGCUCCAACCAGGUUGGUCCAUGCCUGAGGCACAGGUUGGCUGUGUGUUAGACUCCAUUUACUCCCUCAAACUGGGAUGAUCCAAACAGUUGAGGGAGCGUCCGAUGAUGAGUCUGACUUUGAGGAGAUGUCCAUUUGAGACCCUUUUAGGUGAUGAUUGAGGUGAAUCUUCAUAUUGCCCCCUUUUGUUGACAUCAUCAUCCAAUGUGGAGGAGGAGCAUUCUUCUUUGUUACACACAUCCAUAUGUGGAUUCAUGUGGAAACUUUUCUCUCUCUCUCUCUCUCUCACACACACACAGCACCACAGUUCUUCAAGUGUGUGUGUGUAUCGGCCUGUGUAAGAAAAACAGUGCCACCCAAAACUGUGCCAUGAGAAUUUCUGGCAAAGGCCAGACCUACUCCUCUUACUGUGCCAAUCUCUAGCAUUAACUCAAUAGGAUCAUCCGCCUCUAGCUAGUUGAUUAACAGAGCUGUGUUAAAGAGGGAUUGUUGUCCUGGAAGGAGCUUCCUGCCCUCGAGGAACACCAUCCGCUCAGACUGCCUCCCUCUGAGGCUCAGACGGCAGAUGCUUCGCCAGCAAGUUCCAGAGCCACCCCGCCCCAUAGAGGACCACCCCACCCCAUAGAGGACCAUCCCGCCCCAUAGAGGACCACCCGCCUGCCCUAACAGCCUCUAGGAGGGACCCACCCCGGGCGCAUCAUGGAAGGGCUGGAGGUGGAGGAUAUUAGUCCUGCCCUGGAGGCCACUGAGGACUUCCUACACUGCCUAGAUGGGGGUGGAGGCCAAAGCCACUGCCAGGGUGGGGAUGGGUUCCGGCAGCCUAGGCAACACCACCCCAAGCUGCAGGAGAUGUCUGCAGCCCUGGGGAAGCUGAGCUCUAGCGGGGUGUGGGGCCUGCUGGCCAGGGAGCAGGGGACCGAGGUAUCCCCCCGUAACGUGGCCUGGGCUGACCAGCCCUCUGCCUUCAGCGUGCUGGCUCUGAGGCAGGGGAAAAGAAGUCGUGCUCGUUCCACCAACGACCUGGCUGCCCACACCAAGGACACCAACAACACCACCUCUAACUCCUCCAACACCGCCUUUAAGAAAGGCCACAAUCGCUCACGUUCUGAUGUCAACUACCGACCGUCCUACACAGACAACGCUAAUGGCCUGCCUGCUGUGGACAAGAACAUGCUGAAGAACAUUGCUCUCAACGACCAGAGAGAAGAAGCCCAUAAGGACAGCAGCAGCGGCAGUGUGGUGAAGCAGGGCUCCCUGGAGCAUCGUGAGGGUCAGAAGGGUCGUUGGAGCAUCUGCCACCUAGAGCUGACCCCCUGUGAGCUGCGUCUCUACAGCCUGGACAGCAGUGGUAACCGCCAGCUCUGCACCGCCUACUCCCUGUCCCACUGCCAGGGGGUUAGCCAGCCCCAGCCACCACAGGACGGACGAGUCCUCCAGGCCCUCUUCUUCAACAGCUCCACCCGCCUGCAAUUACGUGCCGCCUGCCAGUGGGAGGCGCUAGACUGGAGGAGGCAGAUCUGGGAGAGAGUAUUGGCUGCCCGGCCCGCCCACAAACAGGCAGAGCCGCCUCCAGUCUUAUCCCCGUCGUCAUCCAUCUCCUCUGGAGGUCUCGACACCAGACCAGACCCCAUUGGUCCUGCUGAGGCUGCCCUGACCCCUCAUACCUCGCAUCUCCCCCCAGCCCGGCCCACGGCCCUGCCCCUGUUCACCAAGCGCUGUGCUGAUGUCCUUAAGGUGGGUCUGCUCCACCAGCAGACUGACCUCAACAACUGGAGGGCUUUCACCUUUGUGUUGAGUCGUUCCACGCUGCAGGCCUUCCCAACCGAGGGCCGGGGGCCCGUCUCUGAGCCUGUCCUCCGCUACCCGCUGGCCUCCUGCUUGGCCGUGCAGAGGGACGAGGGGGCCAGCACCGCCCGUUUCCAGGCAGUCUUCCCCAGAGAGGUGCUCCGUCUGCGGGCUGAGAGCCAACUCAAGGCCCAGGACUGGGUGGAGGCCCUGCGGACGGCCGUGGCGGCCCAGAGGCCCCAGGGGGAGGAGGGUCAGGGCUCCAGCCAGGCCCAGCCAGGUGCAGUGUCUAUGGGGACGGGGGUGCUGCUCAGGACCAAGCCCUCCAGGGAGAGGAGGCAGAGGGAUGCCCAGAGGGCCAAGAGACAGUCAGUCACCACCAGCUUCCUCAGUAUCCUCACUUGCCUGGCUGUGGAGAAGGGCCUGACCACCCAGAGCUUCAGGUGUGCAGGGUGUCAGAAGCCAGUAGGGUUGUCGCGGGGCAAGGCCAAGGUGUGUUGCUACAGUGGCUGGUACUACUGCCAGAGCUGUCAUCAAGACAACCUGUUCCUCAUCCCUGCCCGCCUGCUGCACAACUGGGACACCAACAGACACAAGGUGUCCAAGCAGGCCAAGGAGUUCCUGGAGUUUGUGUAUGAGGAACCCCUGCUGGACGUGCAGCAGCUGAACCCGUGUCUGUAUGAACACUGUGAGGGCCUGGCUGCAGUACUGCGCCUGAGACAACAACUCCAGUCCCUCAGAGCAUACCUGUUCAGCUGCCGUGCUGCUGUGGCCGAGGACCUCCGUAGAAGGAUCUUCCCCAGAGAAUACCUACUGCAACACAUCCACCUGUACUCACUGGCUGACCUGCAGCAGGUGAUUGAUGGGAAGCUGGCCCCCUUUCUCUCCAAGGUGAUUAAGUUUGCCAGUUCCCACGUCUUCAGCUGCAGCCAGUGCAGAGAGAAGGGCUUCAUCUGUGAGAUGUGUCAGAACGGACAGGUCAUCUAUCCCUUCCAGGAGAGCGCCACUAAGAGGGAGGUUUCAUUCACUUUGAAGAGAACAAGACAGGAAGGGGGAGAAGAGGAGGCAAGAAGAUCCUCUCUUUUACAGGAAGAGGAUGGUGGAGAUGAGGAGAAGAGAGGACACAGAAGAGUACAGCGUAGAGGACAGAGGAGGGAUCGCCAGACAUGGCUGUGCUGCUCUUGGCCAGAAGCCCGAGAGCGAGACAGGCAGAUAAAACAUUCAUUAAUGUCUAGUCUGUCCACACACACUUAAAUUAUUGAUCUCUGCUGCCUCAACUCACACAUCUCUCUUCUGGGUUAACGGAGAGCCUCUGAAGGCAGGGUCAUGAGAAGCAGAGGGCUGUGUGUGUGUGUGUGUGUGUGUGUGUGUGUGUGUGUGUGUGUGUGUGUGUGUGUGUGUGUGUGUGUGUGUGUGUGUGUGUGUGUGUGUGUGUGUGUGUGUGUGUGUGUGUGUGUGUGUGUGUGUGUGUGUGUGUGUCAGUUACAAUCUUUGCCGAAGUGAAUAUAUGAUAUAUAUUAAUCUGCGCUCAACUAGCUUUAAAGGUAUCGACUCCCCACAUAAAUGUUAUGCUGUUUCUUCAGCUUACAGAAGAUGCUGUAGACUAGAGCUAAUGAUUUAAUUGCCGUGCUUGGUACACACACACCCUUCACUAUCAGGCUGGAUGGCACACCUGAACCUUUGACCAGGGUUUAUUGCCCUUGGCAAGGAAGGAUCACGUUAACUGAUAGUGAUAGUAAACCAGUUAUACUGUAGUAAGAGUAACAGCUUAGUCAGACUUUGGCCCCCGAGAGCAGGACCUGCUCCUUUCCUGGUUGCAUCAGCUUUACCACCUCAUCCAUGACAUAGCCUGGGACACUCAGUUCGUUAGCCUGCCAUAUAGGCUGUUAAUCAUCAAUAGGUGAACAAUUGGAUUCUUUGGGACCGGUGCCCCAUUUUGAUUCGAGUGGCUAUGAGUAUGUUGUGUCGGAUGCAUUCCAUAAUCAUUUCUGAAAUAUGUUCUACAUUGUUUGUUCCAAUUUUACCUUCUAAAUGUCACUACAAAUGUAUUUAUUUUCAGGCAAAGUAAAUGCUUUCACCAUUCUAUGUUCCAGAAGUUUUAAGGUGAACUGUGUAGCCUAGUUAAGUGGAUGCUGAACAAGGUUUCUCUCGUCUUAUCUUCUAUACAUACAGUGGGGCAAAAAUGUAUUUAGUCAAGUUCUCCCACUUAAAAAGAUGAGAGGCCUGUCAUUUUCAUCAUAGGUACACUUCAACUAUAACAGACAAAAUGAUAAUAAAAAAUCCAGAAAAUCACAUUGUAGGAUUUUGAAUGACUGUGUAUAAUGCUGUCCUGUCCAACAGAUACCUGGGAGGGUGGUAACGUGAUCAAUCUUCCAGACAGGGCUGGGGUGAAACUAAUGUUUAUCCUGUCUUUUAGUACAGUGAUGUGUUCAUCUGGAAAUGUAUUUUUCCAGCUCAUACAUUUCCGACUUCUGUGACCAACCUACAAGCUGAAACUAAUAUGCUUUUUCCCCACCCUUCAGAUUUGUGUUGUAUUGAUGUUUGUGACUCUGUGCUU
Molecule: messenger RNA, 4431 nt
Organism: Oncorhynchus gorbuscha (pink salmon)
Lineage: Eukaryota; Metazoa; Chordata; Actinopteri; Salmoniformes; Salmonidae
Product: pleckstrin homology domain-containing family M member 3-like
Exons: 9
Coding region: 789-3128 (779 amino acids)
Source: RefSeq, a predicted model, not a curated record